ACUGUAGUGCGGUUAGGAGCUGAAUGCUUGGGUUUUAUUAAUGGUGUUUCAGGGAAACUUCACAGAGAGCUGUAACAAAAAAAAAGACAAGGUGUCUUGCCAUAGGUGUUCGUGGUUUCAAUCCGGUUUUGAUUUAGAGCUCGCUCAGCAGUAAGAGAGAAGCAUCUGUCCACAUUAAAAGAUAAACUUUAUUUCAUGUAUCACUUUCGCUAUGAAAUAUAGGACAAAACAGAGAACCGGCUGAUUUACAGAAGGAUGGAUGGAGGCAUGGCCAGAUGGAAGUUUGAAGUGUAGGCGUGAACCUAAAGCGCUCCAGAACACGGGAUCACAUAAUUUAAGAGUGCCCUGCGACAGUAAGCCUCAUUCCCAAAAAAACCUCAGUUAAAUGUGUGGAGAAAUAACUCAUAAUUUGGACAAAUAGAAAACACUUCCACACCAUCUGUGACACUACUGGGAAAGCAAAACACACAAGCCUAUUCUACAGCGGGCAACACGCAAUGGCUGUACACGACGCAGGCAGUCAUCCUGUAAAUAUUUCCGAGCAGAAAAACAUAACAGCGGAGCGAACACUCAAUUGUUUUCCCUGCUUAUCUCUCUGGGACAGUAUCCUGCUUUUUUGAAGGCAGGGCUUUCGGUGACACACAGCUUCCUCUUCAACCUUCUCAACAGUGGUGACUUCACUUCCCAAAUUUAGAAGGAGAGAAAAAACUCAAUCCGGUAAAAAGUGUCUCUUUCUCCCCGCCACAUACCGGGGGGCUGGAAUUAAUUCAGGAGCGUGUCAUGUUUGGGAUAUUGUCGGGGUCCGCUGAAAAUUGCGCAAAAUGGACGGAACUAUUAAGGAGGCGCUAUCAGUGGUGAGUGAAGACCAGUCCCUAUUUGAGCCUCCGUACGCUGCUGCUGCCCCUCUCCCCAAGACAGACAUGACUGCAUCUGGCACACAGGACUACGGCCAGACCCACAAAAUCAACCCCUUACCCCCACAGCAGGAGUGGAUCAACCAGCCAGUGAGGGUCAACGUCAAGAGAGAAUAUGAACACAUGAAUGGAUCCAGCAGGGAGUCUCCAGUUGACUGCAGUGUGGGUAAAUGCAAUAAGCUUGUGGUGGGUAAUGACACAUCUCAGAUGAACUAUGGAAACUACAUGGAUGAGAAGAAUGCCCCUCCCCCCAACAUGACCACCAAUGAGCGGAGAGUCAUUGUACCUGCAGACCCCUCCUUGUGGUCUCAGGACCAUGUGCGCCAGUGGCUGGAGUGGGCCAUCAAGGAGUACGGCCUGUUAGAGAUCGACACGGCCAUGUUUCAGAACACAGACGGCAAAGAGCUCUGCAAGAUGGGCAAGGACGACUUUCUUCGGCUCACCACCAUGUACAAUGCCGAAGUGCUUCUCUCUCAUCUCAAUUACCUCAGGGAAAGUAGCUCAUCAUUAUCCUACAACACGCCAUCUCACACAGACCCAUCCCCACGUCUGGUUGCCAAAGAGGACCCUUCAUAUGAUGCUGUACGGCGGGCAGGAUGGUCAAACAACAUGCACAGUGGCAAAGGUUCACCGGUGGUUACUCAGAAUGUGACCAAGUCCACUGAGCAGCCCAGACCUCAGCCAGAUCCUUACCAGAUUCUGGGUCCCACCAGUAGUCGCCUAGCCAAUCCAGGUUCAGGUCAGAUCCAACUGUGGCAGUUCCUCCUGGAGCUCCUGUCCGACAGCGCCAACGCUGGCUGCAUCACCUGGGAGGGCACCAACGGCGAGUUCAAGAUGACUGACCCGGACGAGGUGGCGCGGCGCUGGGGCGAGCGCAAGAGCAAGCCCAACAUGAACUACGACAAGCUGAGCCGUGCGCUGCGCUACUACUAUGACAAAAACAUCAUGACCAAGGUGCACGGCAAGCGCUACGCCUACAAGUUCGACUUCCACGGCAUCGCUCAGGCACUGCAGCCGCACCCCACCGAGUCCUCCAUGUAUAAGUACCCCUCGGACCUAGCCUAUGUGCCUUCCUACCACACCCACCAGCAGAAGGUCAACUUUGUAUCCCCACAUCCUCCAUCCAUGCCCGUCACCUCCUCCAACUUCUUUGGACCCACCGCUCCAUACUGGAGCUCGCCAACUGGAGGCAUCUACCCCAACCCAAAUGUUCCCCGCCACCCGAACACCCAUGUGCCGUCCCACCUGGGUAGUUACUACUAAACACCCCACUGUGACCAUCCACCACCCUCUACAAACACCAACAACAAAGCCCACAAUUGAUGACCUGCACCCCCAAUGCCUCCGACCCGAUGAAGACUGAGUUAGAGGCUGAGAUAGAAGCAUUUGUCCUCUGAAAAAAUCUUGCUCGUAAAUGGAUGAUCAAAUCUAAGGAUUCUUUUUAAAUUUUAUUUGUAAGAAUCUAUAAACAACUGGAUUCUAUGGUCCAAAAUGGAAUACUACUUACCUUUACCAGACUAGCAACUAUUCGUUUAUGCUUUUUUGAUGCGCGUCUGAGUUUCCUACUUUCCAAAACAUCCCCAAACAAAGCAGGACAGGAGAACAACUUGAGUCUGUCUCCCUUCUCGCCAUGCUUCAGUGCCAGACAUGGGCCUAUUUUUUAUGGGUCUCAAUCUACAUCCUCCUCAGUACAUUAUGUACAUUACGCUUUAAGCAUCUGACUUUCAUGCUUGUUGGGGUUUUCUAUUCCCACCACAUCUAGCCUUCUGUUUCCACUGUCUCCGCCUGUUCGUCUGCAACUUGUUAUGUGUGUGUGGAGAGUCUUCUGGAAUUCGCUGGACAAGAAGGAGCUCUCAAAGAGUUAAACUUUUCUCAGCACUGAAUGAAAUUUGGCAACUGGAAUAUGCCAUUCACAAUUUUAUUUAUCCUCCAAAACUGGAAAGCUAGAGAAGAGUAAAAUUCCGGAGAAGGAAGCGCUGUAUGUUUUGCUGGCCUGGGUCAACUUAGUUACUUUAAAUGCUUUCUGUGUGUUGUGCGUGUGGAGCUCAAGAUGGGCGACGUGUACAGUUGACUUGACUGUGCUGGGGAAGCUGAGUCGAGAUGUAAUUGAAGUAAUUUGCAACAGUAAUUCAACCCAGGUCAGAUGUUUUCAGGGGGCCACACACUAGGCUAUUAAAUGUUUGCCAUGUUGUUGCCUUUCAGCCAUGCCAUUUCCAGAUGUUUUGUUGCUCGACCAU
Molecule: messenger RNA, 3151 nt
Organism: Anarrhichthys ocellatus (wolf-eel)
Lineage: Eukaryota; Metazoa; Chordata; Actinopteri; Perciformes; Anarhichadidae
Gene: fli1
Product: Fli-1 proto-oncogene, ETS transcription factor
Exons: 9
Coding region: 822-2177 (451 amino acids)
Biological process (GO): regulation of transcription by RNA polymerase II; cell differentiation
Cellular component (GO): nucleus
Molecular function (GO): sequence-specific DNA binding; DNA-binding transcription factor activity, RNA polymerase II-specific
Source: RefSeq, a predicted model, not a curated record